UAGAUGCAUAUUAUUUUUCUUUUCUAUUUUUUCCCAUGAUUUAUAACUUUGAUCUGUCGAAUCCUAAAUGGAUGAAUUUACAUUUUUUUACUAAAUUUAAAUUUAGCCUUUUUAAAUUUAGAUGAUUCGAUACGUUUUUGAUUCGAUACGUUUAAAUGAUUUAUCAAGUACAAAUUCUGCCAAGGAGAUCAGGUUGUGCAUGUAGGUGCAUGCAUGAACAUUUGACUAAUUUGCAAACGUGAUUUAUGGAAAUGAUGAAAGUGGCAAGGAAAGAGAAGAGAAGAGAGCCUAAAUAUUUUAAAAAAUUUCAAAAUCUUUGGAUGGUAUGAUAGUAGAUAUAUAAAGCUUGCAGAGUAAUUAACUCAGUGUUGUGAGAAAUUUCCGAGCAGUAACUAGCGAAAUAGUAUAUCUUUAUAUGAGAUGAAUUUAUUAACAAUCAUUUUGUGCAUUCUGAUGAAAACGGCAAUAAUAAUAGCGAAAACACAAAGAUUAUUUGUAACACACUCUCCCGAUAUAAAUCAGAAUAAGCUCAUAGUCAGUUACCCCAGAGUCAGUAAUGAGGUCGUCGACUACAAGAUCCUGGAAACGCGAGGUGAAGGCUACAAUUAUACUGACGAUGCGACAAUGAUAACAGUAAAAAGAAAAACGUCACCUAUAAGAUUACCUAUACUAUCCAAAAAGGAAUCACUUAAUAUGUCACCUAUAAGAUUACCUAUACUAUCAAAAAAGGAAUCACUUAAUAUGAACGAGAUGUUUGCAUUUGGAUUGUCAUUGAGAACACCUUCUAUAUUUCCAACGAUGCCAUUAUUUUCCCGUUACUAUCUACCAAGCAAGUCUCUUUAUAGCUAUAAUACUGAUACCGGCGUCCAAGUCCAAAAAGAUGAUUAUGCAGACACCGAGUUAAAAGCUCCGGAGGCAUGAAAUAAUUAUUAACGCUAAGGAUAAUGCUUACAAGGGCAUAUUAUAUAUAGCUAAUGAAAAUAAAUUCCAAUUGAAAUUAACUCAUCUACACACACAUUAAUCAGAUUCUUCAAUAUAUUGUUGAACAUCCCGAAAAGAACGGAAAGCAAUAAGAACAUUGAAAUGGAACAAUAUGAGUAGAAUCGAUGAUAAGCUUGGACAAAAUGAGAGAUCAACAUGCACUUGAUGACAUCGCGAAACAUGGAGUACUUAGUUCCUGUAGCAAUUCUAAGAUUUGAUGCUUUUUGUAAUUAUUUUUGCGCUUAAAAUUAAUUUUUAUUUUCUGUAUCUGUCUAAGAAAAUCUCGAUAAUAUCCUGUAAAUAAAUAUCAUCAAUAUUAUAAGCAUAUCCCUCUUAUUGAAUUGGUAUCUAUCAAGAGCGAGAUCAGAUAAUAUCUGUUUUUUAAUUAUUAUGUUAACAGCUGCUUACAACGUUUUUAAGGGAGGAGCGUUAAUAAUGCAGAGGAGCUAUAAAAUUGCGGAAAGUUUGAUGUACUAUGUGUUUUUUCGAGAAAAAAAAUGGUAAGCAUUAUUAGCGUCUCGAUUUUGAAUAAUUAUACCUUUUGACAUUUUUAUUUUCAAAUUACUUCAAAAUAAAAACCUUAAGUGCACAAUUUCACGGAGACAACAAUAAUUUAAUUUG
Molecule: messenger RNA, 1602 nt
Organism: Camponotus floridanus (Florida carpenter ant)
Lineage: Eukaryota; Metazoa; Arthropoda; Insecta; Hymenoptera; Formicidae
Exons: 3
Coding region: 421-921 (166 amino acids)
Source: RefSeq, a predicted model, not a curated record